UGGCCACGAUUAAUUUAUCCUGCUUCUUUGAGGUCAGCCAAUACUUGCAAUGUUGAAUUGCCCUCAAAAUUUCUGUGGAAUAAUGAGAUUAUUUGAAAAUAAGUGUAGCUUCUUCGGUGGAAGGGCAGGUAGUGGCUGUGUUGGACUAUGGAACAACUAGUCCCUGAGCCUUUCUGUAAAGUUCCAAGAAGGCGGUGUGAAACUCGGAUGGCUUGGGCCAUCCUUGAAGAGAUGUGAGGACAGGUUUUCCCUUGAGUCUGUGGAGAGGGCUGAGCUGACGUGCUGACUCUGUCCUCAUGCACACAGUGUGUUUGCCAGUUGGUGGAUGCUCUGGCUCUCAGCCGCUGCGGAGGUGCAAACUUGCAAUCCCAGCUGGAAAAUAUUAUAGGCGUGCUGUUCGUGCAGGUGAGUGCUGUGGGGCUCGAAGCAUCCUGGGCUUGCUCUUUGUCUCUUCUUUGGAGAUGAUAGCUACCCCAGUCCAGGCCACAACGUCCACGCAGCCCGGGGACAUGUACAUGGUGACCUUAACCAUACAUCUGUCAGGCUUCCCUGGAACAGGUCAAGCCUGGAUUCUGGGCAUUGAGUGGGAUAUUCUCCACGAGGAAAACUGGACACGUUCUGUAUGUUUCUUGGGGGGACAGGUCUUUGUUGCUUCCCCUAAACUCUGAAGGUUCAAAUGGCAGAAGGUUCAAACCACUCCAUCAUGCCUGUAGGAAAUGUCAGGCCUUCUGUGCUGCUAGAGUGGGAAGAGGACAAUUGAACAUUUUGCAAAAUGUGUUACCUUCCAUAUAUUUAAUUUGUUGGCCACUGUCUUCUUCCCUUUGGGGCUGGGAAUGUGGAUUCCUGGGUUCUAUUUUCCUGUUCUCUUUAUGGCCCAGCACCACACUUUUCAUGGCUGCAUGCCUCAGUUUCCCCAUCUACACCCAGGGCCCCUGGUUCCAGUCCUCCCAGGUCUGAUGGCCUUGCUUUCCCCACAGCUGAGUGAAAAUGUCAACAACUCAGAUCCUUACUCCAUACAGAACCACAGCCCCGCCCUGAGGACUUUCUACUUCCUGACCAAGUUAUACAGUGAUCAGGUGGUAUUCCUAAUACGAAAGACCAUGGAAUCCAACGAUCCAAUCAAGAUAGUACCAGCCCUUCAAGUCUUCAUGGAUGUGUUCCAGGAUGUGUCCCAGACAGAGAAUCUGAAGAGUGAGGUGAUGCACUCAGUCGUUGCCGUGAUUCAGGAGGAUCUCAAACCAAUGUUAUCGCUGAAGCCCUACAGAGAGAAGCAGGUUGGUGUAAGCUCCCUAAAGCUUCUCUACGCCCUGCAACCGAUCACCUCCCUGCACCCUGUUAUCAACUCUGACAUGGGCCAGCUGUGGAAGAAGAUGAUCCCUCAGAUGUUGAACAUACUAGCUGGUCACACUAAGGAGGACCUUAAUCAGAAGGAGUGGGAAGACAGGCUGCUCCAGUUUUCAAGUCGGUCACUAGUAGCCAUCAAUGAUGACAACUGGCUAGAGCAACUCAUGGAAGUCAUCUUGGAGAGGAUAAACGAUUUCAGCAAUGACGACGAGGAGAAGGCUUUCCUAUAUAAAUUCUUCGGCUGCACCCUGCUGACCUCGAGGGAUGUGAAACUGGUCAAGAAGAUGCUCUCCUCCGCCCACAAACUGCCCACGAGGAGCUGCAGGAGAGGGAGGUGAGGUGGAGGGCACUGGCAAAGAGGGACCAUUUUUAGUUUAAGAGGCAGGAUGGCAAGGUGGCUAAAAGCUGGGGCCUGACAAGCCGGACCACCUGGAUGGGAACCCCAGCUCUGCCACUUACUAGCUGUGUGCCCUUGGGCAAGUUGCUGAACCUCUGUGUGCCUCAGAGUUUCCUAUUCUGUAAGAUGAGGCUAUGGUACCUUCCUCACAGGACAUUUUCUAAAAAGUUUUUUAGUCUGAAAUAACCCCACACAAAGAAAAGUUGCAAAAAAUUCCCAAAGAAUUUCUGUAUACUCUCCUUCCAGAUUCCCAAAAUCUUAACAUUUUCCCAUGUUUACUUUAUCAUUCUCUCUCUCUCUCUCUCUCAUUCUCUCUUUCUCUCUCUCUCUAUAAAAUUUAUUUAUUAUUAUUUUAUUUUCUGAAUCAUUUCAUGAAGUUGCAGUCAUGAUGCUCAUUUUACCCUAAAUGGUGCAGUGUGUAUUACCGAAAAAUAAAGACAUUCUCUUACAUAACCACAGUACAAUGAUUAAAAUCCGGAAAUUAACAUUGCUACAAUGCUAUUUUCUAAUUUAUAGACCUGA
Messenger RNA from Equus quagga, 2263 nucleotides. RefSeq lists its product as uncharacterized. The transcript is spliced from 7 exons. The coding region runs from base 834 to 1682 and encodes 282 amino acids. NCBI's taxonomy places the organism in Eukaryota, Metazoa, Chordata, Mammalia, Perissodactyla, Equidae. The record is from RefSeq and is a predicted model, not a curated record. Gene Ontology annotation, cellular component: cytoplasm.